CUCUCGAAUCUAUAUAUAAAAAUAUUCCCUCCUCACUUAUGAGUUAUGACCUUAUUCCAAUCCUCGUAUCUCUCAACCAUGGCCACUUCUACUCCCUUCGCCACCACCUUCUUCUCUCUUCUUCUCCUCCAAUUCCUAAUAGGUUCCUAUUCCGCAACAUUCACCAUCGUAAACGAGUGCAGCUACCCUGUAUGGCCCGGCAUUCUGUCCAACGCCGGAACUCCGCAGCUCUCCACGACAGGUUUCGCCCUCCAGCCGGGGGAAUCCAACCCCAUCACAGCCCCCGCCGGCUGGUCAGGCCGCUUUUGGGGUCGCACCCUCUGCUCCCAGGACUCCGAAGGGAAGUUCUCCUGCGCGACCGGGGACUGUGGGUCCUCCGGCGUGGAAUGCGCGGGUGGCGGUGCCGCCCCUCCAGCCACGCUGGCGGAGUUCAAGUUGAACGGAGCCGGGGGAACGGACUUCUACGACGUGAGCCUGGUGGACGGGUACAACCUUCCGAUGACUGUGGAGCCGCGAGGGGGAGCCGGGGGAGGGAACUGCACGGCGACGGGGUGCACGGUGGAUCUGAACGGGGCGUGCCCGACGGAGCUGAAGGUGACGUACGGGGCGAACGGGUGGGACGAGGGGGUGGCGUGCAAGAGCGCGUGCGAAGCAUUCGGGGAGGCAGAGUACUGCUGCAGCGGAGCGUACGCGACGCCGGAUACGUGCAAGCCGAGCAGGUACUCGGAAUUCUUUAAGGAGGCAUGCCCACGCGCCUACAGUUACGCGUACGACGACGGGACAAGCACGUUCACGUGUGCGUCGGCCGAUUACGAGAUCACAUUCUGCCCUGGCUCCAGCACAAGUUUGAUGGAGUCAGGGAAGGAGAAAUACGCGGACGCGGUGGAAGCGUCGGGGGAGCAUGGCAGCGGAGGAGGUAGGUGGAGGCUGCUGUGGGUGUUACUUGAGUUGAUGGCAUUUCGGGUGCUGAGUUAGCAUCAUUCUCUCACCUGUGCCCUUCCUGCUUCGUCCUGCCUUCCACUGCUAACCUCCUCUUCAUUAUUUGCAUUAAUUACAGAGUGAUGCGUGGGACCUUUUUAACUCCACUUAUUAUGGUUUCCAGUUCCCAUACUCACUCUCCUUCUGUAAUUGUGUGUGUGUGUGUGUGUAUUCUCACUCUAAUCCAAUAAAACCAUGCACUCCAAUUUUGCUCUCU
Messenger RNA from Prosopis cineraria, 1195 nucleotides. RefSeq names its product thaumatin-like protein 1. The record is from RefSeq and is a predicted model, not a curated record. The transcript has 3 exons. Gene Ontology annotation, cellular component: extracellular region. Gene Ontology annotation, biological process: defense response. Lineage: Eukaryota; Viridiplantae; Streptophyta; Magnoliopsida; Fabales; Fabaceae. Bases 46 to 975 code for a protein of 309 amino acids.